AUGUCGUCAAUUCUUGCUAUCAUCAACGCACGCCGCCUUUGGUGCGGUGGGCCGACACACGGCGAGAAGUCCAACUGCCGCCCUGAGGUGAAUGCAAUGCUUAUUGUGGAUGGUAUCAUACGUUGCAUCGGUGACACCAAGGAAGUAAUGGCUCAGUACACAGUAGCAGUACAGAAGAAGCCGAGUACUCUUACAGUCACAUGUACUGGUGGAAGGCCAAGACCUGCUUCUGCACGUAUCAUUGAUUGCCAGGGGAGGCACUUUGUGGGACCGGGUUUUGUUGACUCACAUGUGCACUUCCUUGAUGGUGGGCGAAAAUUGUCAUCGCCGUGUUUGGAUUUUGCGCAAUCUAAAAGCCAGUUCAUCUCUAUUGUGCGUGAAUACUACCAUCAGAAAUACGUUGUGGAGGGGCGUGACGCCAACACGUGGAUAUUCGGCAGCGGCUGGAGUGAGACGGUACUGGGUUGUGCUCCAUCACGUUACUGGCUUGAUGAAGUCUCCAGCACAGUCCCAAUAGUUAUUUACAGCAAGGAUGUACAUUCCGCAGUGUAUAACACCGCGGCUUUGCGACGUUGCCGUAUCAUUCCUGAAGACGAAAAGAGCCCCAUUGUCAUGCAGGAAGUGGACGGUGGAGUGAUUGAGUGGGACCCUGUGCGCUUGGAGCCCACGGGUGUUCUCCGUGACAAUGCUGUGUCAGCCACACGGAAGUAUCGGCCCUCGCGAGACUCUGAAGAUGGUAUGGUAGAAGCGCUGGAGUUGGCGUCACAAUACCUUUUGGAGAGAGGAUUCACUAUGGUGUUCUCCAUGACCUCACUCCGAUUUGACAACAUGUCUGAGAUCGAGUUUCUUGAGCGCAUGCAGAAGGCAGGGAAACUGCGCCUGCGAGUGCGCAGUGCUGUAAGGCCAUUUGAAGCCGAUCGACUAAUGUCUGAAUUUUAUAAUCCCAUUCUCGCAGAGCAGCGUCAUGAUGGACUGGCGUUUCCUUUUUGCUUCUCCCCCCUUCCUGCGGAGAGUGGUGGUGGGUACCUUCUAUUGGGUGCAGUGAAAUUCUUCAGCGAUGGUUCAUUGAGCUCUCGCACAGCCGCCAUGACGCAUCCCUAUGAGAUGGAAGUGACAAGUGACGAUGGAGAGGCAUAUGAAGUACACAAAUGGAAGGAAUGCUGCAAUUGUGGUUUCCUGACAAUGACGAGGGAAGAACUUACUGAGGCGAUUGCUGUUGCACAAAAACACCAUUUACAGUGUUGCGGCCAUGCCAUUGGAGACCGAGCUGUCAGUACAGUGAAUACAUUUUUUGCCGAUACCGUAGCAAAGCAACAAGAUGCGACAACAGGCAACCAGGUUCUUAAUCAGGUCAUGCGCAGUUUCCAACAGAACCCUCGUUAUCGUGUGGAACAUUGUCAGCACGUCUCUAGUAUUACCAAAGAGUGUGACCGCAUGUCAAAGCAUGGUAUUAUUGCCUCCAUGCAGCCCUGUCACCUGCUCUUUGAUGGGGAUUAUGCUGAUCAUUUGUUGGGGAAGUCUCGCAAGAAGCGCUCCUAUGUGUGGAAGUCCUUUCUGAAGAAGGGGGUGCACGUGGCGUUCGGUUCUGACUGGAUGGUGGCCCCCGCGGAUAUUAUGGACGGGUUGCGUGGAUCUGUUCUACGCACGCCCGAUAUGAUGACAGCUAUGGCAACGGAAAAAAACGCAGGUGAUGUUAGUGCCGCAUUGCACGAAAACGAGAAGNCCACGUAUCACUCUGUGUGGAACGCGUCGGAGUGUCUGACGAUGGAAGAGGCUCUGCGCGCCUACACCUAUGAGGGUGCCUAUGCGGCCUUCAUGGAUCAGUAUGUGGGCUCGCUAGAGGUGGGCAAGUGGGCCGACGUUACGGUGUUCUCUGACGAUCUGCUGGACGAGUCGCACAUGGAGUCAUCGCCCAUGGCGGGGGGGAAACCGUGGUGGAUAAGAGGCAGAGAACCGCAGGUGCUCUACACAAUUGUGGGUGGAAACGUGGAGUACGAGCGUCCUAGUGUCGAGUAG
Trypanosoma grayi is the source of this 2016-nucleotide messenger RNA. RefSeq names its product amidohydrolase. The transcript has a single exon. Gene Ontology annotation, molecular function: hydrolase activity, acting on carbon-nitrogen (but not peptide) bonds. The coding region runs from base 1 to 2016 and encodes 671 amino acids. The record is from RefSeq and is a predicted model, not a curated record. Lineage: Eukaryota; Euglenozoa; Kinetoplastea; Trypanosomatida; Trypanosomatidae.